AUGGAGUACCAUGCACCAGCAGCGCAGCACAUGGUGCUCUGCGCCGAUUGCGGUACACCCAUCACACCCAAUAACGCCAACCUCUGUCUUUCGUGUUUGAGAAACUCGGUCGACAUCACCGAGUCGGUGCCCAAGCAGGCCACUGUCAACUUCUGCCGAAACUGCGAGAGGUAUCUCAACCCGCCCAACUCGUGGGUGCCUGCACGUCUCGAGUCAAGAGAGCUACUCGCCAUCUGUCUCAAGAAACUCAAAGGUCUCAACAAGGUGCGACUCAUCGACGCUGGUUUCAUCUGGACCGAACCGCACAGCAAGCGUCUGCGCGUCAAGCUUACCGUGCAGAAGGAGGUGUUCACAUCCACGAUCCUGCAGCAGAUCUUUGAAGUCGAGUUUGUUGUACAGUAUGGUCAGUGCCCGGACUGCACCCGUGUUGCCGCUAAGAACACAUGGCGCGCCAUGGUCCAGGUGCGACAAAAGGUGCAGCACAAACGCACCUUCCUCUACCUCGAGCAGCUCAUCCUCAAGCACAAUGCGCAUCAGAACACCAUCUCGAUCAACGAAACCAAGGACGGUCUUGACUUCUUCUACACGCAGCGUUCACACGCUGUCAAGAUGGUCGAGUUUCUCAACUCGGUCGUGCCCAUCAAGACGACCAAAUCCGAACAGGUCAUCUCGAUGGACGUGCACACCUCGACCACAAAUUACAAAUUCACGUACAGUGUCGAGAUCGCGCCUAUCUGCAAAGACGAUUUGGUCUGCUUGCCGCCCAAGAUGGCCAAGCAACUGGGCAACAUUGGCCAGCUCGUGCUCUGCCACAAGGUGACCAACUCGUUGCGAUUCAUCGACCCUAUCAGUCUGCAGAUUGCCGAAGUGCCCGCGGAAAAGUACUGGAGGGAUCCGCAACCCGCCUUGGCCACCAUUCCAGAGAUGAUCGAGUUCCUCGUGCUCGACAUUGAACCAACGGGACGCUAUGCUACCAACACGCACGGUGUGCAGAACCGACGUCUCGAAGAGGCCGAUGCGCAGGUCUCACCGCUCAACGCCACGUCGUUUGGUGAAGCGGAUGCCGUCUACCACACGCGCACACAUCUUGGCGCCAUCUUGCAGCCCGGUGACACGGUCAUGGGCUACCACCUGCGGAUCGCCAACUUCAACUCGGCCACAUGGGAUACCAUUCCCUCGGACCGCAUGCCGGACGUGGUGCUCGUCAAGAAGUCAUACCCGGAGCGCAAGAAGCGCUCCAAGAAUCGCAUGUGGAAGCUCAAGUCGAUGGCCAAGGAGGCCGAAGACCCAUCCGCGGAGGGAGCGGUGGGUCGCGGUGCAGUGGGGCGACGCGGUGGGUUGGAUUCGCAGCGUGUCGAGCGCGACUAUGAGUUGUUCCUGCGCGAGCUGGAGGAGGAUGACGAGAUGCGUGGCACAGUCAACUUGUACAGGGAUGCCAAGAAGGAGGAGGAUAGGCGGCUGAGGAAGGAGCGUGCGGCGCAGCUCAAGGCCGAGCGCGAGGCGGCGUUGGCUAGUGGAGGUAUGGAGGAGGACGUCGACUUCGACGAUGGAAUGACGACCGACGGUGAGAGCGAGUGGGGCGAUGAUGACGCGCCGCGCGUGGGGAUGGAUGAGUUGCUGGAUGACAUGGAGGACAUGGCGAUUGAGGAUUGA
This is a messenger RNA of Sporisorium graminicola, 1653 nucleotides long. RefSeq lists its product as uncharacterized. Gene Ontology annotation, biological process: ribosomal large subunit export from nucleus. Gene Ontology annotation, cellular component: cytoplasm; nucleus. Gene Ontology annotation, molecular function: ribosomal large subunit binding. The coding region runs from base 1 to 1653 and encodes 550 amino acids. Lineage: Eukaryota; Fungi; Basidiomycota; Ustilaginomycetes; Ustilaginales; Ustilaginaceae. The record is from RefSeq and is a predicted model, not a curated record. The transcript has a single exon.